AGAAAGAAAACACCUAAACCCUGGGGAACAGGCACAGCUUCUGCAGCCACCCAGGGACCUGUCUCGGAUACCUGCAAGGCCUGAUCAAGACUCUCCUGGCAGCUUUCUCCACACUAGGACCUCCUAGUCACAAGUUGGUUCUCACCCUGACGCACACUCCCUGCCUGCAACAGCCUGGCUUUUAGCAGCUGAGAGGACACGGUCCCUGCCUGGGAGGUGGCAGAGGAGAGUGACUAGAAGGGAAGGUACAAUGGGGGCCAGGCAGUCAAGGGCCAGCUCCAAGGAUAAGGGCCCCAAGAGGAUGCUGUUCACGGGGAGGAGACAGAAGUUUUCUCCGUGGGACGAUGCCCUGCUCUCGGGAAGGGACCCGCGGUCCCUGCUGAAGCGGGGCAUGCACCACGUCAGCUUCAGCCUGGUCACCAGAGGAAUGACAGACAUCCCCGACUUUCUGUGGGGCUUGUCCGAGGUCCAGAAACUCAAUCUGUCUCACAACCAGCUCCGGGUUCUCCCUCCCGAGGUGGGGAAACUGACCCGGAUCGUGGUCCUGAACUUGUGCGGGAACCGCCUGAAGAGCCUGCCCAGAGAAGUGAGCCUCCUACAGUGCCUCAAGGUCCUGUUUGUCAACAUGAACUGCCUGACCGAGGUGCCGGCCGAGCUGAGCUUGUGCCGAAAGCUGGAGGUCCUGAGCUUGUCGCACAACUGCCUGUCCCAGCUCCCUGCAUGCUUCGCUGACCUCUCUAGACUGAGGAAGCUAAACCUCAGCAACAACUUCUUCGCGCACAUCCCCAUGUGUGUGUUUUCCCUGAAGGAACUGAUUUUCUUGCACGUGGGCUCGAAUCGCCUGGAAAACAUCGCUGAGAGCAUCCAGCACCUGGCCAGCCUGCAGAUCUUCAUCGCAGAGGGCAACAACAUCCACUCCUUCCCGAGGUCGCUUUGCCUGGUCACCAGCCUGGAGCUGCUGAACCUCAACAACAAUGACAUUCAGAUCCUCCCGAGCGAACUCCACCUGCUGUGUAGACUGGUGAGGAUCGCCUGGAAUCCCAUGGACAAAGGGCUCCACAUUUCCCACAACCCUUUAUCCAAGCCUCUGCCGGAGCUGGUGGAGGGGGGCCUGGAGAUGCUCUUCGGCUACCUGAAGGACAAAAAACACACCUGACCUGGGUCCCGGAGGCCUGGAUGGGAGGCAGCUCAUCUGGACUCUGUCAACCGGGGUACUUCUCUCGUCUCAGUUUUCUACUCUCAUCCUUAGUGUCUGACAAUACUUUUGUUAAUAUUUGCUAAGUCGCUGUUGAACAUCCACGUUAAGGAGGUGUUUGUUUUUAACUCUGUAUGUUCUUAAUAACCUCUGGAAUAUCACGUUCAUCUCAUCCUAAACAUAAAUUGAAACAGGGGGUUGGUUUUCCCCAAAGAGAACUAACAGUUCUGAUUCUUCUGAGGAGCAGUGAGAUUCAGCCCUUGGGAGAGUGGACACCUAACAGGUCUGAAUUCAAUGUAAUUCAAAAGGCAAAUAUUUGCUAAGCACUGUGUGCCAAGUACAGUAUGAGGUGCUGAAACCUGGUUUCAGAUAGUUUCUGCCCUUGAAUCAGCAACCUGUGGCCAGGUGGCAACGGCAAGACACGUUCCUCCAUCAGCCUCCGUGAAACAUUACUUGGGACCAAAAGGCAAACCACAGUGGGCUCUGUCCCCAGUGACCAAAAGAGGCAGAGCUUUCGCCUUGAGUUCUGGGGGACAAUCAUAGGAAAUUUUUCUUUCAUGCGGCUACAGAGGAAUAACCAAGCCACUCAUGCUUAUGUCUGGUGCACCUUUUCCAGUCCGGACACUGGGCGGGAAACCUGACAAGAACAACACCUGCUCCUCCUACCACAGAGCUCCCAGGUUGGAGAAGGAGACAGACCCACGUGGUUUCUACAACGUGCAGCAAGAUGUGAUCCCUGCUCAAGAAGGAUACAAACAAUGGGCUGAGGCAAGAAUAACACACUAUAGGGUGUAGACUAGACUGAGCUCCAAAGUCUCAGUAACCAGAGAACAGUAAGCAAAUAGCACAGCUGGGAUAAAUCAGUCAACCCCUUCAUUCCCUGCAGCCAUCAAACCCUAAUUCCUCCCCACCUCUGCACUCGCCUGAUUUGGAAAGAGCAGCGGAGUGUUGAGGCAGUGGCUAGCUCAUGCUCAGGUUCUGAGCUUAGGCAAUUUUACUGUGAAAAAUACUUGCUUUUUCUAAAAGCUGUUCAAAGGGGGUCCGUAUAGCUUAUUCAUAGAGCAAGUGAUUUUUUCCCAACAGACCCCAAUUCAAUUUUCCCACCCGUAAAAGAAGGAAGCCAAUUUCUGCUAUUAUCACCAGAUACCAUAGUUCCAUUAGCACAUUUGUGCAUGAGGUCUUCUGUUGAACCAUUGCACACAGACCUUACUGGUAUCAUUUGGAGGCAGCUAAGGAAGUCUCCUCCAAAUUCCCCCUCUAGCAGCAACUGGAGACCUGCCUAUCCCUGCCAGGCACAUCCAGGCACACUCCAGAAUCCUCCCCCAUGUUAGCUUGUUGCAGGCAAGACUAUUUAAAGACAUCAGUGGAAUUCUCACUUGACCUCCUGACUCAGUGGGGAAUGGUAGGGCCAGGCUUCCUCCGCAGAACCUGGUAGGUCACUUACUGCAGCCUUGGCUGAAGCACACGCAGCUGUCAGACAAACACUAGCAAGUGCCAGGAUCAUGCCCAUGAGUGUCUGCUGCUGAAGAACCACUUGGGCUCACGCUGAAUUUCCAUGACCUUGCUGUGGGCAGAGACGCAGGCGAGGACAGCAGCACCGCACUUGUCCUGCUGAGCAAUCAUUUUAUUUCCUCUCCUAGCCUUUUCAGUCACUUGAUCCCACAGUAACUCUACUCCAGGGAAAGAAUGUGACCAUAUUUUGAAGGUGACCCAAGAGCUCAUUAUACUUUUUAUAAGAAAAAAAAUGAUAUCAAUUUGGUUGUCAGCUUCCAUUGGUGUCUUUCAAAAGUAUAGUAGCAAGGUUUUCUUUGUUAACACUCAGCAUUGAGGAAAUCAUAAAAGUGGAGUAGUUGCCCGAUGUGCUUUAGAUAUUGAUUCUUUGUGAAUACUCCUUUUUAUUGAUAAAGGGAAGUGCUGAGCACAAAACUGGUUAAUGUGCUUAGUUAUUCAAAAUGUGAACGUGGAAAGAAUUUGAUAUAACCUUCAGUGUCUUCACUGUCAAAUCCUAUAGUUUGCUGACUGAUUGUGAAAUGCUUCUUCCUUAUCUGUUGUAUUUUGAAUACUGCCACAUUCAAGUAACUCCAGGUAUUUCUAAAGCUUCUGAAAUCAAAGCACUGAGGUGACUGGAUUAGCUGCGGAGUAUACUUAGCCAAAGAAUACGAGCUAAUUGGGUGCUUGAUGUGGGGAGCUGGCUGCUCCUAUUCUUGAUGAUGUUUUGGUUUUCAUGUCACUUGGCUCUCAGUAUGGAGGGAUCUCAGUGUGUGUUCAGAAGCACCUUUCGAAACAGUUGCAGCUUACAGGCAUACAAUUAAGAAGAAAUCCUAUGUUCAUAGGAAAGGAAGACGACUGUGAAAAGACACAUCUGUUCAAGGAAUAAUAUUGCUAAAUGCAUAAUACUGCAGGCACAUGAGAAAGAAAAAUGUAGUCAUUACUUAGCUUGCUGACUUAAUAAAUGGUUAACAGAGAAAUGCACUCCAUUCUUGGGCUUUAGUUAAUAGACUGCCUUUCUGGAGUAAGGAAAGAGAACGACUUCAUGACUGCACCUGGAUUUCACAGAAAGUCAUGCUUGUGCUGGAAAGAGAUAAAAGAGGGAAUGCUGUCACUAUUUGUACAGACGCAUUAAACUCAACCUUUUUCUUUUGGCAAUGAAUAUUGCAUUUUGAAAGUGUAUUUCAUAUGGCUCAAAGCAUAUACUGAAUAUGCAUUUUGAGGGCCAUUCAUUAAAAACAGAGGAAGAUUAAAGGAAUGUGGGCUCAGCUACCGGAACGCACAUUCAGGUAUUGACACCUGAGAUUAUUGGGGAGACGGAGGCCCAGAGGCUGGACUGGAGUGUAUUUCUCAUAUGCUAGGGGGAGUCCCCUGUCUAGAUGGCGUCCCUGAGAUUCUGGUACAAAUGGUGAAAAAGAGAAGAUGAAUUCAGGAAGUGGUCUAAAAAAAUUAAAGCUGCUAAAUUAAGCCACUAUGAAGAUUCUAAAUACUAAAUUAUGGCAUUAUGAUCUACUACUGAAGUAUCCAAAUGCUCUUGAUUUUCUCAUUCCACAAAAGAAUUAUUUUCAGUACUCUGUAAGAUAUAUUUGAGAAACACAAAAUACCCAGCUAGUGUGCAAUGAAGUACCAGUACCCUUGAGGUAAUGUCUUAGUUGUAACUAAUCCAAGAAUACCAAAAUGCAACCCCUUCCUAUAUUUCAAGAAAACAAAAUAAAAUUAAGAGGAACAUGAAAGUUAUUGUAAACAAUAAUGGGAACAGUCUUGACCUUGUUGAGAAGAGAACUUUCUACAAGUGUUUCUUUUAAGUUUCCUGUCUAGUUACAUGUUGAAUCCAAAGCAUUACUGAUUUUUUUUUAAAAAGAACAGCACAGUAAUAAAAAGAGGAUGGAGGGAGGGCUCAUAAUGAAUUUGUAAGAGCUUGGGCAUCAUUAGGCAAGCAUAACCGAAAGCCAUUAACAUGAACCUUGCUAUGCAGAUUUUUUUAGUAGUGCCAUAGGAAUCUGCUUGCAAGGAGAGAGCUGAUUUCCUAUAUGCCUCUAGACUCACUCCUUAUUUCAGCACAGGACAGAAAAUAAAAGGCAAACUGGAGUACCAUCAGGGUAUUUCUUGAAACUCUUUUUUUUUUUUUUUUUUUUUUUGGAGAUGGAGUCUCACUCUGUCACCCAGCCUGGAGUGCAGUGGCAUGAUCUCGGCUCAACACAAUCUCCAUCUCCCAGGUUCAAGCGAUUAUCCUGCCCCAGCCUUCUGAGUAGCUGGGAUUACAGGCACCCACCACCAUGCCUGGCUAAUUUUUGUAUUUUUAGUAGACACGGAGUUUUGCCAUGUUGGCCAGACUGGUCUUGAACUCCUGACCUCAGGUGAUCCGUCUGCCUCAGCCUCCCAAAGUGCUGGGAUUAUAGGCAUGAACCACCGUGCCCGGUGAAACUCUUAAGAGAAACAUAGAUUAUGAAAACUAUAAGGCGAUACAAGCUUUGAGGGUGUGAGCUGUAGCUGCUGACGGGACAUCACUUACUCACCCAUGUUCUUUGGUCUUGAGUGACUUGGGUUCCUCAGAAGUCAGUGUGCCCGGACAUGGCACUGUGGGGAAGUCUCUGUUAUCUUCCCGUCUCCUAAAGAUCAUGCCCACCACCCUAUGUAUGCCCGGGGGUGGUGGCUCAAAUGAUAUUUGUUGUGGCAGAUUAAUCAAGAAGAUUAAGAAGAGGCUCUGUGGGGUGGUGGGAAAGCUCUGAGCUGAGAGCAGGCACAUGGAUCACAUGGCGCUUACUGUGCAUAUGUGUCCUGAGCCUGAGCAGGUGACAUCGGGACAGGAUGAUGGGACGGGGGCAAAGGAGUGAGGCUCAGCUAAACACGAUGCAAUCCUGUGACAGCCCUGCCUGAAGAGAUGUGUAGACAAGUGCAAAGGCGUUUAGGUGAAAUUAUGGGAUGGCAGAGAUGUGGCAUUACUGCAAUGGUGUGGGGAAUGCACAGUCCAGCAUGACAGUUACAGACAUGAUGCUUCCUUUGUUUUGCUUUGUCUUGAAGGGAAAUUUGUGAAUCCCACAGUCUCAGAGCAGGCUGCUUUAUAACACCUUUGUGACAUCUGCCCUUUUCAUUUUUCUUUUUUCUUUACCAAAAUCUAAGAGGAUAGGCAAGCACAUGGAAGGAGUCAUGAUACCUGGAGACACUGUGUGUCCUGGCUUCGAAAAGCGUUCCCAAGCCUCUCCGUUACCACAUUAUGGGCCAGGAUCCUUCCUGAGGUUUCAGAAAGGACCCUGGGCUGGCAGUGGUUCUCAAUGUUGGCUGUUCAUCAGAAUACCUCCUGGUAUUUCAAAAAAAAGAUUUGAAAGAUUUUAAUAUAGUUGGUCUGGGGUAGACCUGGGCUUCUUACUUUGCUUAAAGCAAAGUAGGUAAUUCUGUGGCUCACUCUGGGUUGUGAAAUGCUGAUGCCGGCUAUUACCUAAACAGUCAGAUAUAGGACCAUGAAGCCAAUGGGGCUGUGAGCCUGGCCAUUGAAAGAGGCCAGUGAAAGAAGCGGGUCUCUGGCCCUGGUCAGCAGACAGGGGCCCUGCUGGUGCCUGGUGAUUAGACUCAUCUGUGCAUUUGUUAAAAGGGUAGAGCCCAAGCUCCUUUGGCAUGCUUUCAGAUUAGUGAGCCAGGGUAGGGCCUGGCAUGUGUGGGCCUAACAAACACUCUAGGUGUCUCCUAUCAUAACACAAACAGGAGAAUACUUGGUCUCGCAGAACGUGUGCCCACUGGAAAAUGAAAGCUCUGGUCUCCAGAUUCAGCUGCUCCUGGCUCUCUCUGCCACUGGAGACUGCACGCCUUGAUGGCUGUUAUCUUUGCACCCAGCAUAGGGGAGAUAAGAAUAAUGUAUCAAAUGGACAAAUGAGAAAGUGAAAGAGCAUGCAAGAUCACCCACCUCUCCACCCCACCUCUCUGGGCCUCAGAGAGGGUGGGGUGAUCUUGCUUUACACUCCUUUCAGCUUUGAAAUUCUAUGACUGCAUUUUUUUUUUUACUUUGUCUCUCUCUGAUUUAAUGCCUUGGUAAAUAGAUAUUGGGCUUAUGAUUACUGUGAUUACUCAAGAAAAGCAAAAAUCACUGUGGAGAUGGGUCGAGAUCAGUAUGAGUGCUUUGAUAUCCCUUCCAGCACACCAGAAAAGGUAAUUUUAAUUCUGGUUGAUGUUCAAAAAUAUAAAAAGAGAGGGCAGUAUUGUGGGUGAAUCUAGGGGUUUAUAGACCUCCAAACUGCCUGGAUUCCAUCUCUAAUUUUUUAUUGGAUUGGAAGCUCAGAGGGAAAAGCCUCUGUUUCGCUUUUUAAAUUGACUGAUUAACAACUUCUCUGAUUCAUGUUUCUGGACGAGAUGAAAUUCCUAGUUAUGCUUUCCCUUAAAAACAAGCAAACAAACAAAAGCACUUCUGGGUUUGAUUUAAUUAAAUGAUUUGGGCACUUAGAGCUGAAAUCUUUCCUCUUUUUUGAAAAAGCAUAGUGUAUUCCAAAGUGUGAGUUGAGGAAAUACAAUAAUAAAAUUCAUACCUCUUACAUAGCCCUUCCUUAUCUACCUGCACAUGUGAGUCAAAUUUGAUUUUUGUUAUAAAUUUUCAAAAGUAACUUCUGCAAAUCAACACAUAUGAAGCUGCAAAAUAACUCUUUGGUAUCUUUGAUUCUUAAUAAUGUUGUUCCUCUCUCCACCUCCACUGUUUUAGUCAAAGCUACAAAUUGAUGUUAUUUACACUGUGGAAAUCAGAAAUUAAGGACUUAAUUUGGUUUUCAUUAACCUUAGUUAUGAAAGGGUAGGUUACAAUUGCGCAUGAUAACAAUUCUUAAAUAAUAUUGCUGUCAUAUUGUUGCCAUAUACUUUGAGAAUUCAAAGUCUAGUUCUGGUAUUAUCCUCUUCAGCCACAAUAUAUGAGAAAGUUAAGGAUUUCCUUUCUGGAAGUCACAGGAAUAGUAUAAACAAAGAAUUUAUCCAAGAAAGAUAAAAGUCUUCCGUAUGUUUAAUGUUUAUGCUCUCUUGUUUUCAUAAACUUCUACUAUAAAUGAUUUAAAUAAUUUGUUUGAUUUUCCAGAAAUAUAUAUGACAUGUUUUCUACAGAAAUCUUUUUUUUUCUUUCUUUUUUUUUUUUGAGACGGAGUCUUGUUCUGUCGCCCAGGCUGGAGUGCAGUGGCGCCAUCUCGGCUCACUGCAAGCUCCGCCUCCCGGGUUCACGCCAUUCUCCUGCCUCAGCCUCCCGAGUAGCUGGGACUACAGGCGCCCACCAUGAUACCCGGCUAAUUUUUUGUAUUUUUUUAGUAGAGACAGGGUUUCACCAUGUUAGCAGGUAUGAUCUCGAUCUCCUGACCCUGUGAUCCGCCUGCCUCGGCCUCCCAAAGUGCUGGGAUUACAGGCGUGAGCCACCGCGCCUGGCCCAGAAAUUUUUUAUUGUUCAUUUGACUAUAUAAUAUGUUGAUUAUAGAAAACUGAGUUUGCUCAGUUUGUGAAUGAACUUAUCAUGCUCUUGUUGAUUAAUUUGCCACAACAAAUGUCACUUGAGCCAGCUUUCUUCUACAGCUGGAGAAGGAAACUAGCUCCAUUUCUGAUAGUCAGAUUGAGCCUGGCCAACAUGGUGAAACCCCAUCUCUGCAAAAAACACAAAAAUUAGCUGGGCAUGGUGGGAGGCACCUGUAAUCCCAGCUACUUGGGAAGCUGAGGCACGAGAAUUGCUUUAGCCUGGGAGGCAGAGGUUGCAGUGAGCCGAGAUUGUGCCACUACACUCCAGUCUGGGUGACAGGGUGAGACCCGUCUUAAAAAAAAAAAGAAUAAGCAGAUUUAUCUUUAUAUCAGGUGAUCUUGGUUCCUUAACAGUCAUCACCUAUUGUGCAAAGGCUGAGGAUGAAUUUGACAAAAUCACACAGUAUGUGUGCAUCAAAAUGUUGGCCCAGCAGGUCUGAACGCUCAGCGGUUGCUCAGAUCCUGCACAUUCUAAAGAAAGGCUUGGGUUUUGAAUGGUUCCUGGGAGAUAACCUCUAAGCCCUUGGAACAUCCUGCCUGAUAAAAGGGUGCACUUUCCUGGGGCCUUGAGCCACAUCAGAUAGUCUGUCCUAUCAGUGUCAUUUAUGGUGUGGGCCUUGGGCAACAUGUUAACCAUCUGACCUCUGGAGAAGCUGGAGUCUGAAGUACAGAGGUCAGCCACAUGGGCACUCCAUGAUGAGUGACUCCCAAUAAAACCCCUGGACAGCAAGGCUCAGGGGGGCUUCCCUGGUGGGUGGCACUUUAUACGUGCUGUCAUACAUCCUUGCUGUAAGAAUUAAGCACCAUCUCUACAACUCCAUUAGAAGAGGACGGCUGAAACUUGUGCCUGGGCUUUCCUUGAUUCUGCCAUAUGCUCCUUUUAUUUUGCUGAUUUUGAUUUAUAUCAUUUUGUAGUAAUAAACCAUACCCCUGAAUAAACAGAUUUCCUGAGAUCCGUGAGUCCUUCUAGCAAAUUGUCAUACUGGAUGAUGGUCUUGGGAACUCCCCAAAACCAUGAAUUAAAGAAUAAACUUUAUUAAGAAAGCAGAAACUUACAAGCCAAGAGUCACCAAGGAGGAGAAGCCACAGGUUCCCAGAUUUCCUCUUGAUGCAGAGAGGGUCAAAGGAAGCCAGGGACAAGGUAUUUGGCUGGCCAUGCAUGGGAGGUGUGUCUGUCUAGAGGAGAACUCACUUCUCUGGUAGUUCUCCCUUUUUAUACAGAAAUCAUGAGCACACUAAUUAGAUCCCUGUAUUAGUCCAUUUUCACGCUGCUGAUAAAGAUGUACCUGAGACUGGGCAACUUACAAAAGAAAGAGGUUUAUUGGACUUACAGUUCCAUGUGGCUGGGGAAGCCUCACAAUCAUGGUGGAAGGUCAAAGGCACAUCUCACAUGGCAGCAGACAAGAGAAGGGCUUGUGCAGGGAAACUCUCAUCUUUAUAUAACCAUCAGAUCUUGUGAGACUUACUCACUAUCAUGAGAACAGCAUGGGAAAUACCUGCCCCAAUGAUUCAAUUACCUCCCACCAGGUCCCUCCCACAAUAUGUGGGAAUUCAAGAUGAUAUUUGGAAGGGGACACAGCCAAACUGUAUCAAUCCCUUUGGUGGCUUCUUGGCUGGUUUUUGUGUUAGGAAUUGCCAAAGAAAGCCAGCUACUCUGCACUGAGAGAUCUUGGGCAUCAUUAGUCCCAGAGAAGACAAUCUGGAGUUUCAUUUACUCUUCUGGAAAAAACAGUGAAACUCUGGUCCCACAAGCUCAUUAUAUAGGCAGCCCAGAGUGAACUCCCACAUUAUUUUUGUGCACUGUAAACAACGCUUUGACUACAUGUUAGACAUAUCACAGUUUCCUUCUGAAUGAUACAGUGCUACUCUAUUAGGAGGUCAUUUAUAAGUCAGUCUCAGUUAUUCUAAGCCUGUCUGAGAUACCAGAGUUAAUGUCAAAUAUUUUAUUCAUGUAUUAAUAGGUGAGACCUUCAAGUCAUAAGAUAAUGAAUGAAUGAAUACAUACAUACAUACAUAUUAUGCCAAUUAAUAAUAAGCAUAUGGAGAAAAAUAAGACAGGGAGGGAGAAUAGGGCUGGAGGGGGAUUUGCUAUAGGAUGGUCAGGAAGGUUGCUGAGAAUAUCAUGUUUAAACAGAGACUUGGUCGGGCAUGGUGGCUCACGCCUGUAAUCCCAGCACUUUGGGAGGCCGAGGAGUGUGGAUCAUCUGAGGUUGGGAGUUUGAGACCAGCCCAACCAACAUGGAGAAACCCAUCUCUACUAAAAAUACAAAAUUAGCCAGGCAUGGUGGUGCAUGCCUAUAAUCCCAGCUACUCAGGAAGGUUGAGGCAGGAGAAUUGCUUGAUCCUGGGAGGCAGAUGUUGUGGUGAACCGAGAUGGCACCACUGCACUCCAGCCUGGGCAACAAGAGAGAAAUUCGGUCUCAAAAAAAAAAAAAAAAAAAAAAAAAAGCAGAGACUUGUAGGCAGUGAAGGAGACAGUCAUGCAGAUAUUUCAGGGGAAGAUAUUUUAGACAGAAAAGAAAGCCAUGGAAAGUUAGAAGUGUGCCUGACAUGUUCAUGGAAAAACAAGAAGGCCAGCGUGGCUGAAUGGAGUGAGUGCAAGGAGAGUAACGAAGUCACCUGGAUGGUGGGAUUGGCUAAUGGAAGGCUUUAGGCCAUUGGAAGAGCUUUGGCUUUUGCUCUGAGUGAAGUGAGAAAGCCAUCUAGGGUUCAGGGAAGAGAUCUGGAUUGGAGAUAAAAUUUGGGAAUCACUAGCAAAACAAACAGGAAGAAGUUAGGAAAAAAUCGACUCUACUGUGAAGGGUUUCAAUCAAAACUGGUGAUUCUUUUUCUUGAAGUUGUGAUACUCAAAGUGCUAUGCUCAGCCAUCUCAAAAAUUCCCAUAUGCAGUAAUGCUUACUUUUUCCAGAUGCUAGAUAAAGGGGCUAUUACUAUUCUAUAUUUCACAUCUGUAUUUGUGAAAACCCUUGAAAUUAUUGGUUGAUGAAAAGAAGUUUUCUCUAAUCACACAGAAAUUCCAGCGAGCAGGGCCAAGUGUUCCAAGUGGACACUUACGCACUUCUGCCUUUUGCUCUCCUAACUGGCAGCAAUUUAACAGGCAGCCUACCCUCUGCCUGCUCUCCUAACUGGCAGCAAUUUUAGUCAGUCAUCAAGUACAGAUCCGUAACAGUAUGGGACAAGACUCACCGAAAUAUAAUGGGACAAGACUCACCGAAAUAUAAUUGGACAAGUCUCAAUUCAUCUCCUUUCCCCUCUUUUUCCUUCUCCACGUGUUUUAAUUUGUUUCUAUCUUGGGGCACAUCAUUACGUUUUCAAGCUGCAUGUUUAAAACUGGAGCAAAGGAUAGCAAAACCAACAUUCGUGUUAGAUUACCUCUUAGCACUGUGGAAAGGAAAAUUUUCCUUGAGUCUGUCAUUUAAUGAAUACAUUUCAGAGUGUGAAAUUUGAUCAACAGAAUUUCAGAGUUAGCCCUGCACAUUCUCCUACCUACACACUACUGAUACUUGCUCCAACGCAGGGUGUCUUGCUGUCAGGCAGCCUAAAAGGCUUCUCUAUAUGUUGUGUGUGUAUUCUAUUGGACUUCUUGUCUGAAUUACUAAGAUCUCUCUAAGUUAAGCAGAGGGCAAUAGCCUUCUUUUGGAACUCUAGCUAAAAAUCGUCUUUUAUUUUGGCCUCAUCUUGCAUUCUCUCCACAGGCACGGAAACGCCAUAAAGUUACGCAUACUGAGGAAUGAUGGCCCUGUAGAUUCUUACUCUUGGUAAGGGGCAGAGAAACCAUCCUAUAACCUGUGACUUGUUUUCUCACAAGUCACCAGGAGAUGGGGAAUUCCUUCCUGAGAUCAAUGGUAGGGUGUGAUAUUCAUUGUUUCCGUUACACAAAAUGAUAAAUAAUUUUGAAAACCAAAGAAAAAGUUCCACUGGCAUGUAUGUGUGCUUACUUUUUUCACAUAUUGAUCAAAUAAUCUGGUUGCUGUUUACAUCUUGCUAAUGCGUACGAGGUCUUUUGAACAAAUCUUGCACUCGUAAUUUAAACUGCAGAGACAGCCACAGAAUUUUACCUUCUCACUGGGAAACUAUUUUCUCCAUAUGUGUUUUGAUGAUGACAGGCCUUUUUCCAUCUUGCGGCUGUUCUUCCUUGGGGGAAUAGAAAUGUAAGGAAUAAUUUCUGAUUUGAUAUUUGCCGUUCUACUCACGUACCACUGCAGUUUAAAAACUACCUACAAACGUGCCAACAAUUUACUUUUAAAACUACACUUUGGGAAAACAAGAGGCAAAAAGGAAGAAAAGGAAGACUCUUAAAAUAAUACAUUUGAUAAUAUAUGUGAAAUAUUUGGAAGGAUGUGAUUCACUAAUUCUCCUGGGUGCAUAACAUUGCAUAAAGUUACAUAUAUGGGGCUUGGUUAAGGCCAUUUCUAAGCUAAAAUUUUAUAAUUCUGCAGAUAGGAAGUACCAUUGUAAGCAAAAAUGUAUUCUUCUAUAUCUCACAUAAUUCAAAAUUGUCAUAGUUCAUCACUAUUCUAGAAAACAAUGAUGGGUGUUUCUGUUUACUAGUUAAAAUGACACAGCCAUAAGAAAGUAGCAUAAACACAAUUCAGAAUUCACAGGGUUUAUCAGCUUUGAAACUAUAAUUUUUAAUAUUUUUAAACUUAGAGGAUUGACAUUAUUCUGAAUUUUUUGCAAAAUCGAGACUUAGUUAAUAUCACACUACUUGAAGUCUUUAAAACUCAAAAUUUUAUGUAAUGUAAUGAUACUGUAUAAUGCAGAAAAGUGUUAGUUUGAUACCAAAGGAAAUAAAAAAUUGCACAUUGGGGCUGGGCGUAGUGGCUCAUUCCUGUAAUCUCAGCACUUUGGGAGGCCGAGGAUGGUGGAUAAUGAGGUCAGGAGUUCGAGACCAUCCUGGCCAACAUGGUGAAACCCUGUCUCUACUAAAAAUACAAAAAUUAGCCGGGCAUGGUGGUGCACGUCUGUAGUCCCAGCUACUUGGGAGGCUGAGGCAGGAGAAUUGCUUGAACCUGGGAGGCGGAGGUUGCAGUGAGCCAAGAUCACGCCACUGCACUUCAGCCUGGGUGACAGAGCGAGACUAUCUCAAAAAAAAAAAAAAAAAAAAAAUUGCACAUCAUGCACAAUUCCAUAGGUCAAAGGAUGGCCAAACAUUUAUAUUUCUUUCUUCUCUUAAUAUUACCAGGCUAAUACCCAUCCAAUAGUUGCAGACUCUAGACCUAGAACAAACAAAUCUUAAAAUUUGUCUUUUUUGUUAUACAUAUCUUUUUAAAACAUUUGUGCUCACUUUCAGAAACAAGAGGCUCACCUGGUGCCAAUAACCAGCCCAUUGAUUUCUUCAUCUUUCCCCCUCAAACAUGAUCCUUCUCCCUUGUUCUCCAUCUCAGUGAAAAGCACUUACAUCUAGCCUGAACCGUGAGACUCAUUCCAGCCAUCUGCCUCACUCAAUCUGCUCAGCUUACCUAUCACCCAAUCCUGAGGCUCUACCCCCAAAAUCCUCUUCUCCGUCUCUUCUGCUGCUCCUUGGCCAAGCCACUACCAUGCCUCCUCAAUCUGGUCUCCCUACUUUCUUCCCUGGGCCUCCCUUUUAAAUCUAUCCCCCACACAGGAGCUGAGAGGUAUUUAAAAAUGCACAUUGGAUCAUGUUCCACCAGUGCUUAAAGUCUUUUAAUAUGUGCUUGCAAUACAAGAAAAAUCCUUACAUUUGAUCUACCAGCCCUUGCAGACCCUGGCUCCAUCCAACUACUUCUUCAUUUGCUGCGCAACAUUUUGUUCUCUCAGGAAUGUACACACACACUGGCCUUCUAGCUCCUGAGGCCAUGGGCCACUGGCCUAGCUCAGGACCUUCAAACACACGGUUCCCUCUCCAUGCAAUGAUCUGCCUGGCCAAAGCCCACUCACCCUUCAGGUUUUAGCUGAAAUAGACCUUCUCAGAAAACCUUUUACUUUUCCUUCAUAGUACUUAACCACAAUUGAAAUGACACAUAUAUGUGUGUCUAUAUGUAUGUGUGUACCAUCAACUGUAAUUGAAUUCAUUAUAUAAAUGUGUGUACAAACACACACACAGAUAGAUGUGUACCUUGUGUAAUGUGUAUCUCAUGACAACAGGCAACAUACCUACCCUAUCUCACUGCUGCAUUACCCAGCAUAUAAUCUUCCUAGCAUACAUUAGGCACUUAAUACAUUCUAUUGAAUAUAUUCAUAUCUAAUUAUUAAGAAUCAUUAAUUUCUAAUUUGUUCCUUAGUUGAAAUUCAUUUUAUCAAUCGAAUGCCAGGUGUGUACACCUGAUUAAGGAGUGCCUUUAGUGCAAAGUUAUGUUACAUUAAAAAGUACUGUACUGAGAACCAAAGAAUAAACAUAUGAAGCACUCAUCACCUAACUUUAACACUAAGGGUGCAUGCAUAAUUAAACCUCCAGUCAUGAGUUCAAUAAAUAAGUGAUUAGCUUGAGGACAGCACGGCCACCAUUGGCAGUAUCAUCUCAUUACUGUGUGGUAGAGGACAUCAUCAUCUAGUUGCAGUUUAGCUACAUGUAUGUCUGAGUUAGUGGUUUGUGGAAGAAAUAAUAACAAUAAUGAUUAAAUAAUGACAAUUAUGUAAGUAUAAGUAAAAUUUGUUGAGUACUUACCAUGAGUCAGGUCCAUUUAAAUCUUACUAGAUCUCCAUUACGUACUCUUUUUUUUUUUUUGAGACUGAGUCUUGCUCUGUCGCCCAGGCUGGAGUGCAGUAGCAUGAUCUUGGCUCACUGCAAGCUCCGCCUCCCGGGUUCAUGCCAUUCUCCUGCCUCAGCCUCCGGAGUAGCUGGGACUACAG
This is a messenger RNA of Pan troglodytes (chimpanzee), 14965 nucleotides long. RefSeq names its product leucine rich repeat containing 30 (gene LRRC30). The transcript is spliced from 2 exons. The record is from RefSeq and is a predicted model, not a curated record. Gene Ontology annotation, molecular function: protein binding. Bases 251 to 1156 code for a protein of 301 amino acids. Gene Ontology annotation, cellular component: cytoplasm. NCBI's taxonomy places the organism in Eukaryota, Metazoa, Chordata, Mammalia, Primates, Hominidae.